Molecule: messenger RNA, 5033 nt
Organism: Calypte anna (Anna's hummingbird)
Lineage: Eukaryota; Metazoa; Chordata; Aves; Apodiformes; Trochilidae
Gene: GPR180
Product: G protein-coupled receptor 180
Exons: 9
Coding region: 25-1335 (436 amino acids)
Biological process (GO): G protein-coupled receptor signaling pathway; response to pheromone
Source: RefSeq, a predicted model, not a curated record
CAAGGUCGGUGUCGGGUGCCGAGGAUGAGGUGUCGGCUGCUGUGGCUGCUGUGCUGCGCCGCCGGAUGGUGGGGCGCCGGCGGCAAAACGCUGCGGGGUGGCUUUGCCAGCGCCGCUGCCCGUCGGGAACCCUGGCGGCCCGUGGCACGGUUCCAGUUCCACGGUGAUCAUGCUGUUCUGUGUGUCAGAAUCAAGAACGUAGCAGUAGCUGUGACAAAAGAAGCUAGACUUCACCUGUUCCAAGCACAGGAGUGGCAGAAGCUGCAGGACAGUAUCCAAGAUCACAGCUGUACAGAGAAGUUCUCUAAAGCUCAGCUGACAAUGACUGUGAACCACACAGAGCAAAAUCUGACAGUGUCCCAGAUUCCUUAUCCGGAAACAUGGUAUGUGUUUUAUGUAGACAAGUUUACCUGCGAGGAGAAUUAUUCUGAAUCCGAGGAUAUUCAGUUUGAAAUGAUCUUACUAAACCCAGAUGCAGAAGGGAAUCCAUUAGAUCACUUUAGCGCAGGGGAAUCGGGAUUACAUGAAUUCUUUUUCCUGCUUGUCCUUGCAUACUUUGUAACUGCUUGCAUAUAUGCACAGUCCCUAUGGCAAACACUUAAGAAGCGUGGACCUAUGCAUACUAUACUAAAGGUGUUGACAAUUGCAUUACUGUUGCAGGCUGGUUCAGCUUUUGCCAACUACCUGCAUUUCUCAAGUUAUUCUAGAGAUGGAAUAGGAGCACCUUAUAUGGGAAGUCUGGCAGAAUUGUGUGACAUAGUCUCACAGAUACAAAUGCUGUAUUUAUUGUUGAGUCUCUGUAUGGGUUGGACAGUAGGCAGAAUGAAGAAAUCUCAUGGCAGACCUCUCCAGUGGGAUUCUACUCCAACGUCUACUGGCAUUGCUGUAGUAGUUGUUGUUACACAGACCUUUUUAUUAAUUUGGGAGCAGUUUGAAGACACAAAUCACCACAGCUACCAUUCACACCAUGGCUUAGCAAGUGGACUGCUUAUUGGCCUCAGAGUUUGCCUAGCUUUAACACUGGCUGCUGGUCUUUACCAAGUUAUCACAGUGGAGAGGAGCACGCUGAAAAGGGAGUUCUAUAUCACCUUUGCCAAAGCCUGCAUUCUCUGGUUUUUGUGCCACCCAUGUCUUGCAACCAUUUCUGUAAUAUUCAGAGAAUAUCAAAGAGAAAAGAUUAUUACCAUAGGUGUUAUCCUUUGUCAGUGCAUCUCCAUGGUUAUCCUAUACAGACUUUUUCUAUCUCAUAGUCUAUACUGGGAAGUAUCGUCACUGUCAUCAGUGACAUUGCCACUAACAGUAUCCUCUGGACAUAAAAACCGACAUCACUUCUGAGAUGUUUAGGAAGAAUACAUUUUGUAAUGAAUGUGCAAUAAUGACCUAAAUAUGCAGGUAUCUUUGUCACAGGUGUGUGAUACAUUGGUUUUACUAGAAGACUGAGUGAUAGUAUCAGAGCACUUCACAGACCUUUGGUUUGACGAGAUCCCUAGAUUAAUCUGUUAAAGGUAUUGUGGAAUGGAAAAAUCCAUAAUGUGGGUAGUUUUAUAAAUAUUGUUUAUGUGUAGCAUGUGGUGCUGAGCUGUAUCAAAAGUACAGUGUAUGUUUUCUCUCCCAUUCACAGCCACAAAAAAUGUCCUUGCUUUAUAUCAAUACUAGGCUUGCAGGUCUUAUAUAAAAUGCAGCUCUUAAAGCAUCUGCAAGCUCAGACAAGUCUGAAAUAGGCCAGUUGUGAAAUUGGUGUGAUGUGUAACAAUGAGUACACAUUCUUUUAUUCUAAUGCUUUAAAGAAAAUGCAUUUUUCGUAUAAGAGAAGGGGAAACAAAAGAGGGAGAGUCCUCUAGAAAACACAUGUAAAAUGUUCAAAACUGACAGCAAGAAACUUUUCUUUAUUAUUGGUGUAUAAGAAAAGCCUUUUUUACAACUGAUGUUCAUAGUGAUUAAAAUUGUUUUGGGAAUGAAAAUAGUGUUUAUAUCUCCUUUGAAAAAAAAUGUAACUAAAGAUUUCAUCCAGUAGUGAAGGUUUAAACAGUGUUCAAGGCUUAGAAGACAUAGCAACAUAAAGUUAGUUAAAACAGCAGGCUCACAUCUUUAAAGAAAAAAAAAGAGGCAAAGAAAAUGGAAUGGGUGAUAUGGUACUAGAAUUUUAAUCCUGAUAUAAUUCAUUUCUGUUACAUUGAGGAUUCAAUCAUAAUUAAGCCAUAUACACAGAUUAAAUUAACAGAAGCAUUUCAAAUAAAUGUUGGUUUCAGUCAUCAACUACCCAUGAAUUCCUGCCCAAGGAUACUUAAUCAGGAUUAAAUUUUCUAUGAAUAAUUGAAAAACAAAAUACUCACUGGAUUUGUUAUAAUCCAUGUUGGCACUGGGUUCUAAGUAGUUGCCAUCUACCAUCCAUUGUAACAAAGCCAUACUACUUUGUGAUGCCCUAGCAUUCCAAAAGCCAGUGUAAAAAUAUACUUUACUGAAGUGCCUAUUUAUUAUGAUUAAAUCAUGCUGAGUUGUUAUUUUUCCAUCAGAAUAAGAAUAUACCUAUUGCCAUUGUGACUGGAAUCUUUCUGUUUGGAUUUAGUUUUAGUAUUUGUCAGAUUUCAGACUGUCUUCAUACAUAUGUGUUUCUUCACAACUUGGAUAUUAUUUUCUAGUAAAUGAAUGUUUCUUCAUAAUAGUGUGUAUUAUGUCUCUGUGAAAAUGUGAAGACACUGGAGCUCUAGCUUUAAAACAGCUCCAUUCACAUUUGCCUCAGCUGCAAGCAUAGUUGAAACAUAAGUCGUUCCAUUUUAGUUUAGAGGCAAAACUAGACAUUUGCCUUUGACUAAGGCAAAAUGGCAACAUGACAAAGUUGCUCAUUAAAUCAUCUCCUUUCUUAUUGUUUGUAAUUCAGAUCAAGAAUGGCAGGUUGAGGCUGGAAAAGAUGAGAUAUUAUGAUUUCACACAAUCUUCAGAAUGAUUAAAAGAUUAAUUAUUACAUUCCUCUGAUAACCACACAAAAAUAUUAUUGGUUAAAACUUCUGUCUUUAUUUCACUGCUUAUCUCUGUACUUUUCAUCUUCUCAAGAAAAAAGCAUCCUGUUUUUGAUAAGUCUCCAAUAAUGCAGUGGAAGAGUUCUAUCUGUCCUCAUGUAUAAGACAUGAAAUUCGUGCAUUAAAUAGAAUUUUUUGAUAGACACUGGAACUUCUUUACAGUUUAUGAUCUGUCGUGAUAAAAGUUUUAAUCUAUGCACAAAAAAAAGCCUGUAUGUGACUUUCAGAAGAGGCACUCUGUUUUAUUCUUCAGGAGUAUUUUCUUACUUCCUGCUGACUUCAGUCUGUCAGUUUUAAGGUAAAUGGUGUCUUAAUUUCACCUUAUAAAUAUACCCUACAACAAUCCAUAAAAUGAAUUUAUAGCCAUUCUCAGUGUAAAUAUGAAGCACAAGAUGUUGUCUCCUAAGCUUUUCCAGAUUGCCCCAGAAGUCAACAGCCAUCAUUAUCCUUUCUUAGUUUGGCAUGGAAUCCAAUUAUUUGAAAAUAAAAUUCUAAUUUUGCUAUUACGGUAACUAUAGCAGUUAAGUAUCACUUUCUCAUGGUAAGCAGUAAAAAGGACAUGCAUUUCUACCCAAAUCUAUUAGCUUUCUUUCAUAACCAAUGCUGUCCAGUUUUAUGUUAUUAAAUGAUUAACAUGUACUGUAGCAGUAGGUCAGUAUUGCUGCAGUAAUAUUCAGGGUGUUAGUUAAUUCGGUACAGGGGGUUUUUUUGGGAGAGUCUUCAAGUAUGACUAAUUUACAAAGCUUCAUACUUACCUGUGCUCUAGCUUGAAGCUCACUGCCUCUGGAUCCUGCCUGAAGAGUGGUUUAAAUACGUAAAAGCCUAUCUCUUCAUCCUGACUUACAUCUUCUGUGAGGCCAGCUGAUAAGACCUUGCUUUUUUCACGCUUACUCACACUGUUACCCAUUUUAUCAAUUUGGUUUCAUAACCUCAUCUUGAAAGAAUAGCUUCCAGCUUUCUUUCAAUUGUCUUUGAUCAGUGCAUCCUGAGUGGAAAACUCUUUUUUUCUAAAACGUGCUUUCCGUCACAAAAAUGAAAAAAUGUUUUCUGUCACAAGCUGGGGCUCUUGCUGUUCUGGUUUGAUGCAUACAUCUGAAGAACUCACGACGCACUCCGUAGCAACCACACAUUAGCUGGGAGCUGGUGCAGCCCCGGUGUGUCAGUGCCCAAGGAGUUCUUGUGGAGAGCUGCAGCAACUCCAGGCUUCCUGCCCCCUGGCUGCUGCCAGGACCGACCCGUGGUGUCCCCAAAGGCAGCGUUGCCACUGCUGACCGUGCUGAACAGCACUGUUCAGUUGGGGUCAAAUGACAACAUCUCACAUGUGAGUUUCUGUGUGUUACGUGGUUUUGGUUUAAAUAAAGUUGCAGUUAGAGAGUCUACUGAUUCUGUCACCCCCGUGUUUCGGUGCUCAGAAAAGCUAAGUGUAUAUUGACACAACUGCAAAAGAAAGUUGUUUGUGCUCUGAAGAAAUACAUUUCUGUGUGUGAGAGGGCAUCUCCUUGCCAGCCAUUGCCUUUUCUACUGGCACAGAUGCCAGUUUGCAUCAAUUAUGAUUUAUUGGCUUGGGGGGGAGGAUCUCUCUUCAGGAGAAAAGAGGGUGAGAUCACCAACACAGUCUACGAGACCCCCCACAAGCUGUGAGGAGGGAUCAUCUUGUAUUGCUCCCAAGCAGCCAAGUGGAGAUUGGAACACAAGUCCCCUAAGCUGUUUGCUCCCCUUCUGUGUUGAAUGUGUUUAUUGUACAUUUAUUUAAAGUGCUUCAGAUAGGAAGAUGAAUAUUUACAAUUAAAUAUAUGUAAAUACAAGUGGUAAGGCUUGAUUGGAAAAAUAUCAAGUUUCUAAUACAUAUGACUGUACUAAGACCUCCCACACAAGACAAACAUUUAUAGUCUGAUCUGAUGAAUAUUCUCUUCUGGUGCCUGUGCCAAUGGAGAGCCAUGGAAGUAUCAAAGUCUUUUUGUUUGCAUCUCGACCCUCUACAGAACUGGAAGAGUAUUUUAUUUUAUUUGGCUUUAG